AUACCCCGACUUCUCCAAACUGAAGUGCCGGCAACGCAGACGGACAGGCAAGGACCGAGAGGCGGUGGCACAGAUCUGGGACCAGCAGAUCGAAGAGGGACAAACCAGGCGGUUGCAAGGAGAGAAGGAGGAUUUUCUAGAGGGUUUCGCACGGUUUUCUUCUUUUUUACAAACCAGCUGCACGGAGGAGCUUCAAGAAAGAUGAAUUAUUUCAUUCUGCUGUCGCUUUUUGCCACGGUUUUCGCCGGAAAUGCACCUCGGCUGAAAUUUGUUGUGCACGAGCCCUCCAGGUUCCACUUCAACAAACCUGAGAACUACAUCAGCAUGUACCACCAGGAAGGAAGCGACACGGUGUACGUUGGCGGCCAGGCGAUGGUCUAUGUGUUGACGUUCGCUAACAGAGGGGUCCGCGACGUGCAGAUCCCAGCGGCAUCUGACCAGACCGCAAUUGAUACCUGCAAGGCAAAGGCUGCACCACUCGAGCUGGAGUGUGAUAAUUUCAUCACCGUCAUUCAGAAAGUAAACGACACAAUGAUUAUAUGUGGAACAAAUGCUGGGAGCCCCAGGUGCUGGAUGCUGGUCAAUGAGACGGUGCUGACCGACGUCCAGGGGAACGGGCAGAUCGCGUCGGCCUCUGACAUCUCACCGCCCUACCCUUCCCAGAAGUCCAUCAGCUUUCCUGCAGAUGGGAGUCUGUAUUCGGCAAUGUCAUCUGUGGCAGGUCACCCCGGCUCCAUUCGACGUACGUUUGGCUCCCAGAAGCUCCUGAAGACGGAGAACAUUUGGCUGCUGAAUCCACAGUUUGCGGGGGCAGCCGUUAUCCCGUCCACAAUGAAGUACAAGGAGGAGAUCUACUUCUUCUUCAGUGAGCUCAACAAGACAGCCCGAGUGGACGAGGAGCCGUACAGGGCCCGCAUUGGACGCAUCUGCACGGUGGAUGAAGGGGGCAUCAAAGCACUGCUGGAGAACUCGUGGACCACCUUCAUGAAGGCCCGGAUGAUGUGUGGUGCAGGAAAAACACACCAGCAGUACAACAACCUGAAGCAGGCGGUGGUUCUGACGGCGCAGGACAAGAGGGCGGGGGUCCUGUACGGCCUGUUCUCCAACGCAUGGGGCAGAACAGUGAUUUGUGCCUACUCCAUCGAAGACAUUGACGUGGCUUUCUCCACUUCCAAACUGAAGGGCUACAGCAGCGCUUUCAUUGGCUCUCGCCCUGGGAUGUGCGUACGCAAAAACUCGACAACAGGAGGUCACAACGACAUCAAAAACCUCGGGGUGAUCAGAUACCACCCGGAGAUCGAGGAUGUGAUCCAGCCGGUCGGUGUGGCUCCGCUAGACCUGCCCAUGGACGACGACCAAAUCACACACACUGUGGCGGACAUCGUGAUGGCGGUCAACGACGAGCACUACAGCGUCCUGUACAUCGGAACAGAACAAGGCAAAGUUCUCAAGGUUCUUCACACCAGCGGGGGGGUCUUCAUCAUAUCUCAGUACUCUCUGUUUCACAACGAGGGCCCCAUUCUUAAGAUGGCUAUCGACUCCCAAAAGGGUCACAUGUACGUCGGCACGGCGAUGGAAGUCCAACGGCUGCCGCUGGCUGACUGCAAUCGCUAUGGCGACACAUGCAGGGAUUGCAUCCUUUCUCGGGAUCCUUACUGCGGCUGGGACAGGGCGAGGAGGAGGUGCCUUGCCAUCCCGCCCGGAUACAACAUCACCACUGGGACACUUAUUCAGAACCUGGAUCAGUCCAACUCUUCGGUUUGUGGGGAAGCUGCUGCUCUGAAGCAGCGUCGCACUUCUCCCAGAGAGGUGCUGGUGGUGUCCAACACCUCCAUCUUUCUCCCGUGCCCGGUGCGCUCCUUCCACGCUACGUACCGCUGGGAGAAAGACAACUGUGUCAAGAACUAUCCCUGCCUCUUCUCCGGGGAUUUCUGCGUGCUGGGGCCGGCCGUCAGAACGCCCCUGAAGGAUGGCGUCUUCCGCUGCAUGGCCACCGAAGACGGAUUCAAGGUGGAGGUCAUCUCCUUCAGGCUGGUGAACGACGGCAGGCUCCUGGCCGCCUCCCUGGCCUCCACCUUGGGCCCGUCGCUCCUGCUAGCCAUGGCUACCCUGUGGCUCCAUUAACUGCAGCUACCGCUAAUGCUAACCCCUCAUCCUUACUGGCUCCCAAUGACAGGAAUACACGGAGCCUCUGUUAGGAGGCUAGGUUCGCAGAGCAUUGAAGUACAUGGUUGUGUUGGACCGUGAAAAUCCUUUUUCCAUAUCAAUUUAUAGAGAAAGAUUCCAGAAAAGUCUGUAUUUUUUGCAUAAAGCAACAUAUCAGCAGCUGUUUUAAUAAGAUCCGAACUGGGAAACACAUUCAUUAUCAUAGCAAAGUAACUAGAAGUUCAGAAAUUGACAUAUCUUGCAAGUUCGAUCAACCGUAGUUAGGUGCUUUGCGAACCUUUCCUCUCUGACUGAAAACAUAUCGUAUGAGUUGGGCAAAAACACCGAUACCAGGCCAAUUAUUUUUACCAUUUCUCUACUUUAUUUCAAAUCGACUUGACUGUGCUUAUUUGUGAAUAUAUAAACCUUUAAUACCGCUCUUAAAUCUGAUCAUUCAUCUUGUUAGACUUCAUUGGUAUAGCUCAUUAGAACGUAGAAAAAUGUCUGGUAUUGAGAUUUGAAAAGCCUUAACACUUCUUGGACAUUAACUCCUAAGCACAAUUUUGAGGCAGACUUGGCGCUAUGAUUAUUGCGGCUGAGUCGAACAACAUCGCUGGGAGGAAGUGUCAUCUUUUUGACAGGAAGUAGGAAGAUGGGCAAAAGCUCAUUCUCGGAACAUCACUGUGUCAGCACCUCCUUCUCAGGCGAGGAAGUACGUUGCAUAUUAGAUAUCAGACAUCGUCAUUACGCCUUGUUCACAGCUUUGUCCAUUGUUUCGUUUUUUACAUUCUGUGGUCUUGCCGCCUCCCCAGAGCAUCAGAAACAAAGAUCUCGCUCUUAACGUGACCCGGGGAGAGGGACAAACGGCUAACUGACGUCCAAUAUCUGUCAACCCGACAAUGCGAAGAUGUGAACAAGGUGUUGUGCUAUAGCAAUUUCAAUAAACACACAUUAACAUACACAUAAGGGCGGAUGAAGCUAAAAGGAACUGCAUAUUAAGCUUGUAUUUUAGUUUGCUAUAGGCUUGUACUUAGAUACGUGAAGUGUGUUCUGUAUUUUAUCGCUCUGCAGAUGCUGAUUUCUACCAUUGCUGCCUACGUAAGUGACUCUUUGUCUUGAUUGUUUGGGUUUAAAUGCCAUAGUUAGAACGUGAAGUGUAACCACCGACUGCUUUGCCUCUCUCCCAUGCAGGGACAUCAGAGCAAACAGACAGGAACAUGGUUCUUUUGGUAAUACUUGUAUCUCUAUGCUGUGAAACAAAAGGCUUGACAGACUCAAGUUGCUUCCCACAGCAGCAUCCACAACCAGCGGCGACAACGAUAGCUAGCAUCACGCUACCUCUCCUUUAAUAACUCAAACUUCAUUAAGACCAAGACGAGAGUUGAAGCUGAGUGUUUAGAAGAGAAAAGAUGCGAGUUAAAUAGCCCUAAAAAGUAAACGUUGAAUGAAUACUGAUCAGCUGACUGAAGAAGUAGGCUUCAGCGGUGAUGAAUUAUGCAGCGGAUUAGCAUGUUCUCCUGAGCUUUGAGAAUUAUCAUUCAGUAGUGUUACAUACAGCUGGCCGUGCCGAGCCGUCCUCACUGGCAGACAUGUCAUUAAUAGCUAAUUAGACAAUGGAGCCUUCUCGCCAUGCACCUUAUUAAAGAAUUGAUGUUACACCGUCGAGCAGCGGGCAUGUUCUCAGCUGUGAAAACCUCGAGGUGGUGUCGUGAUUCUCUCUCAGCUCGGUUGUGUGUUGCUGCUCUGGGAUCUGCUCGCUUUCUGUAAUGCACUGAAACUGGCUUCUCACUGUGCCAAUAAAAGACAAAAAGAAAAAACAAAGCUAUGUUGAGCCACCGUAUCCUCCCGACGUCGCUUCUUAUGUUCAUUUGCUUUAUCCCUCGCUCCUUACCUGAUGUUUUAUCUGUUCCCCCAAAGUGACUCUGUGUAUGUGUUUGGUCCUUUCUUAAGCCAGACACACACACCUUCUGUAGGUGCAACAUGCGUAUUAAUCAUCUUUGUGUCACCACCGGGGAGGGAACAUAUCAACAGACAACGGCUAAGAGCGGGUAAACAUUUAGUAGAGGCUGUUAGAGAGGCUGUUGGAGACCUUUGGCAGUAAAACAACUCAUAGACAUGCUCAUUACAUAGUCCUGUUAAACCUCCUUUAUCCCUUAAAAUAACUGCUGAGUAAGUGUCGUUGUGAUUCAAUAGCGAAGGCAAGCCACUUUGAGAGGAGAGGAAAAUUGCAUCUCAUGCCAACAAGGCAUUGGUGGAAGUUCCAAGAAAGUAGUAGUGCUGCAAAAUGCAUAGAUUAACAGUGGGUGGAUGAUGGAUGGGGUAGGAACAUUUUUGAGCUCAUUCUCCUCCCCUAACCCUGACACAGCCUAUAGCUGCAUUCACAUGAGACGGGGUAAAAUAGCUCUGCGCUGUUGUUGUUGUUGCCGUUGUGUUUUGAAUGGAGAAAGCAAAGCAGCCUGACUUUCGUAAACCUUCAGCGCUGUGCACCGCUCGAGUUCAUGUUAUUCCAACGCUGACCUUACGACGCGCAACCACUCAGAUGACAGCUUUGUGAACAACCCAAGUUAGCAGGGGACGUAACAAUAGAAACUUAUAUGGCUGUUUUCAUAGCAUGGCGCCAAACCUAGCGGUGAGCAAAUCACGUAUAAUGUGAAUGCAGCUUAACCCUAAACAUAAAUGUGUUCUUUACUUCACCCUAACUAAGUACUUUUAGUUGGCCUACACAUAAUUUUGCAGAUGCAUAUUGUACAAAAGAGCAUGUCUAUGUUAGUGUUGGUUGCAGGGUGUGUUUUCUCACCGGGAGAGAUGCCCUUGCGAGUGUUAACAGGUCGUUGUUGCUGUGCAGAGCUGAUUGUAUUUCUUCGUGAGGAGCGGCGCUGCAGGCAGGUGAAAUCAGGCUUUCUUCAUCCCGCUCCUUCCUAAGUCAUCCCGCUCAACACCACAAGGCUUUGCUUCAGUAUCAACACUUUUCCAGCUAAUGCGUGGAAUUAAGAUUUAUAGCAUUUACAGCAUUUACCAACAGUUGCCGUUUUUUUCUCCCCGUUCAAGUCCUUGCUUUGAUAUGGAUAUUCUCACGGUCGUUUUUUAUCGGAAUCCGGUAAUCGCUCCUUCGCAACCGCCGUCGUCAGCCGGUCCGAUAAAGGCUAAUCUCCUUCAAAGCAAGCUCUUGAUUUGCCUUCAGGAAACCAAUUUAAUGGAUCAAGCUAUCUGAUGUAAACGAAUCAACGUCGAGUGAAGCGGGUCGCCGUUUUGUUUGCUCUGGGGUGUUUGAGUGUCGAGUACUGUACAUGAUGUGUGCCCGCAAUUAUGUGUCUUGAUAUAUCUUAUUUUAAAGGAACAUGCCAAACUCUAUUAUUGAAAAAAAAGAGAGAUUUAUAUUGGUGCCAUGCCAGUCUAAUGCCAUCUCAUUACAUGUAUUUUUAAAAAACCAGUUAUCUACAGUGCAAUAGAUAUUCAUGUAACAAAUCCAUAUUGACAUGUGUUUCCCUGAACAUGUGCGGUGAAAAUUAAUAAAAUAUAACUACAAAAAAA
Messenger RNA from Gymnodraco acuticeps, 5676 nucleotides. RefSeq lists its product as uncharacterized. Gene Ontology annotation, biological process: semaphorin-plexin signaling pathway; positive regulation of cell migration; negative chemotaxis. Lineage: Eukaryota; Metazoa; Chordata; Actinopteri; Perciformes; Bathydraconidae. The transcript is spliced from 14 exons. Bases 202 to 2124 code for a protein of 640 amino acids. Gene Ontology annotation, molecular function: chemorepellent activity; semaphorin receptor binding. The record is from RefSeq and is a predicted model, not a curated record.